This is a messenger RNA of Camellia sinensis, 653 nucleotides long. Lineage: Eukaryota; Viridiplantae; Streptophyta; Magnoliopsida; Ericales; Theaceae. The record is from RefSeq and is a predicted model, not a curated record.
GACAUUGGACUUCUGUGUAGGGCCUUGAUCUUCCUGAAAUUCUUGUAGAAGCUGAAAGACGUGGGUCAUCUUUUGAUGAAUUGUUGACAAUUCUUGAGCAAGACGAUUGGAUGUACAGUGAUGGAAAGUCUACAUCAUGUGUCGUUUUCAUUCUUGAAAAUGUACAAGGAAGCAGGGUUGUUUGAUCCAAUUGCAAACUCCAUUCAAGUUACAGAGUUUACGAUAAAAGAUGCUUAUACACUCAAGUUCUUUGAAAACAAUUCAAGCCGCCUGCCAAAGUGGUGCAAUGAUGCGGGCACUAUGAAGCUCCCUUUCUGCCAAAUUCGAGGGAAGUAUAUGAUGGAAUUACCUGGAUACAAUACAAUGGAUCCAUACCCUCAUAUGAAUGAAUGGUGCCCAUCUUUUCCCCCAAAAUACUCUAGGCCUAAGGGUUGUUAAAGGUCUUCUAAUUUGUUUAUUCUGUUUCGGAGUUUUUAUACCACUGCUUUGUACAAUACUAGGUUGUAUUUUUUAUUUUAAUGUAUACAACUUUUCUGAUGCAAAGACUUGAAAGAUUUCAAAAGUUUAGUUGAUGUAGGUUUGAUGUUGUUUGUAAAUUUGCUACCUCAAUACAAAGAGAGUAAUAGUAAUUUCAUUGUUACUGCACAGUUCUA